Messenger RNA from Neomonachus schauinslandi (Hawaiian monk seal), 1482 nucleotides. It is a transcript of the gene ODAD4, whose product is annotated as outer dynein arm docking complex subunit 4. The transcript has 10 exons. Gene Ontology annotation, cellular component: cytoplasm. Bases 130 to 1482 code for a protein of 450 amino acids. Lineage: Eukaryota; Metazoa; Chordata; Mammalia; Carnivora; Phocidae. Gene Ontology annotation, molecular function: protein binding. The record is from RefSeq and is a predicted model, not a curated record.
GAGGGGAGGGGCCGGAAGCAACUCUACGCUUCCCGGUUGCUAAGAGACGGGGCUUCCACAAGCCAGACCGAGGUUCUCCCACUUCUUUUCCUCCCUUUUUCUGCUUCAGCGUCACCGAAUCCGGCUACCAUGUCGGACCCAGAAGCUGAGAGCUUGCGAAGCACCUUUCCCUCUUACAUGGCGGAGGGCGAGCGGCUGUAUCUGUGCGGAGAGUUCUCUAAAGCCGCCCAUAGCUUCAGCAACGCUCUUCACCUUCAGAAUGGAGAUAAGAACUGCCUGGUUGCCCGAUCCAAGUGCUUCCUGAAGAUGGGAGAGCUGGAGAAGUCCCUGAAGGAUGCUGAGGCUUCACUCCAGAGUGACCUGACUUUCUGCAAGGGGAUUUUACAAAAGGCUGAGACCCUGUACACCAUGGGAGACUUUGAGUUUGCCCUGGUGUUCUUUCAUCGAGGCUACAAGCUGCGGCCUGACCGAGAAUUCAAAGUUGGAAUUCAGAAAGCUCAGGAAGCCAUCAACAACUCAGUGGGAAGUCCUUCUUCAAUUAAGCUAGAGAACAAAGGGGACCUCUCCUUCUUAAGCAAGCAAGCUGAGAGUAUGAAAGCCCAGCAGAAGCCUCAUCCUGUGAGACAACUCUUACAUCACCCCAAGAGGGAGUCCAAGCGGAAGGGCUCACUCAAGAGUGAGAAGAUUGUCCGCCAGCUCCUGGGCGAGCUCUACGUGGAUAAGGAGUAUCUGGAGAAGCUCCUAUUGGAUGAAGACCUGAUCAAAGGCACCAUUAAGCAUGGCCUGACCGUGGAGGACCUCAUCAUGACAGGCAUCAACUACCUGGACACCCGCAGUAACUUCUGGAGGCAGCAGAAGCCCAUCUAUGCCAGGGAGCGGGACCGGAAGCUGAUGCAAGAGAAAUGGCUACGGGACCGCAAGCGCCGUCCCUCACAGACAGCCCAUUACAUCCUCAAGAGCCUCGAGGACAUCGACAUGUUGCUGAGCAGUGGCAGUGCUGAUGGCAGCCUUCAGAAAGCUGAGAAAGUGCUGAAGAAAGUGCUGGAAUGGAACAAAGAGGAGGUGCCCAACAAGGACGAGCUGGUUGGAAACUUGUACAGCUGCAUAGGGAAUGCCCAGAUUGAGCUGGGGCAGAUGGUCGCAGCCCUGCAGAGCCACAGAAAGGACCUGGAGAUCGCCAAGGAAUAUGACCUUCCUGAUGCUAAGUCAAGAGCCCUUGACAACAUUGGCAGGGUUUUUGCCAGAGUUGGGAAAUUCCAGCAAGCCAUUGACACGUGGGAGGAGAAGAUCCCUCUGGCAAAAACCACGCUGGAGAAGACCUGGUUGUUCCACGAGAUCGGCCGCUGCUACUUGGAGCUGGACCAGGCCUGGCAGGCCCAGCAUUACGGUGAGAAGUCCCAGCAGUGUGCUGAGGAAGAAGGGGACAUCGAGUGGCAGCUGAAUGCCAGCGUUCUGGUGGCUCAGGCACAAGGCCUUGGAUGA